AUGAGAAACCCAAACAUUCAGAAAGAAGAACUUGUUUCAAAAGGAAGAAAGUAUUACUAUCUUAGUAUUAUCCAAGAUUUUACCAAAACCAAGGAUUCCACCACUCAAGAGAUAUCAAAUGUGAACCGUCAAUGCGAAGAAUUGAAGGUCUUCAAUUCUAAAUUGAAAGCAAAACAAAAAGAGCUAAAUAUUAAUGGUCCCAAAGGUGAAUACAAAAAUCCCAAUUUAGAAAUUAAUAAGCCAACGAAAGUGAAUGAUUUCAUCAAAAGUUCAGUCAACACUUCCAAUACAGAGCAAAGAAUUCAUCUUGCCAACAAUUUUGAGAAGGUUUCAGAUUUUGAGACUCGAGAGAAAUAA
This is a messenger RNA of Vicia faba (fava bean), 357 nucleotides long. The record is from the annotation of a GenBank genome assembly. NCBI's taxonomy places the organism in Eukaryota, Viridiplantae, Streptophyta, Magnoliopsida, Fabales, Fabaceae.